AAAACCGUCAAACUGCUAAAGAAAAUAUUCAUAUAAGACGCCCUUCUCUUCUGGGUUACAAAAAGAUUUGAUCUUGCAUUCCAUUUUCGCUAGCUGUUUCGCACUCUGUUAGUCACCAUUUCCUAGAAGAUUCAGCCUCCUCGCAGCCAGUACUACCAUUGAAGUAUUCGAAGACCAGAGCCUUCGUAGUUUUCAAGAUUACGGCCUCUCUUUUUUCCAACAACUUUUAGUCAAGUAUGAACAUGCCGGCUAGCAUAGUCAGUGAAAGCAAAAAGUUGGCUUCUCAAGUAGCCGCCAGCUUAGCGCAGAGCAUUUUGAAAGAGCGGGAUAAGGUUGUUGUCAGAACUGGAGGCAACAGCAGUGAGAAAAAGCAUGGGCUUGUGGGAGAAAUCGCCCAAUCCGCGGCAGCAGGUAUUGGCACUGUCUCAGAGGCCUUACAUCACAGAAAGGAGAAGAAAUCUGGGGCCCUGAUUUCAGUCAAAUCGUCAACUCAGUCAGGCAGUGUGGACAACACGGAAUCUGGACCGACACAACUUGGCGAAGGGGCGGCAAAAGCCAAUGCAAUCGACCAUGAAGCAUCAGGCUCCAUGUCAACUUCCCAACCUGCUGAAGAAACAGAAAGUCUUGCCUUCGCCUUCAUCAAGCGACACCCUUUGACAGUUUCUGAAAGUUAUGAGUGCAGGCAGAGACUCGCACUGCCAGUGCUUGUACCACAGAGACGGCCCGAGAAGAGAGCUCGGGGUUUCAUACGGGCUUACGCACCAAUUUUAGUCAACGUCGGCAUUGAUCAAGACAUAUUCCUCGAUUUCAUCGAUACGUUCAACAAGUCAUUGAAGCCCAACCCAUGGAUCAGCGCUGUCAAUUUAGCGGGGUUCGCAGGAGAAGCACUGCCCGACCCUGCAUCGCUGCUUUUUGGAUUCGCCGUUGAAAUUGCUACCGAAGCUAUCAUGGAGGGUCAAAGUCUAAUAUGCUCUAAUAAGUUCUUGGACUGUGUUAAUGCAGAGUUCUUCAUCCCGCGAGGACUGAUCUGCCUUGUCGUCACAUGGCAGCCUGACAACGACCGUGGUCGACUAGCAACCAACGUUUCAGUGAAAAUAGACGUGCCUGAGACCAAGCUGGACUUGCUACAGGGGGUAUCAGACGUCGCGGCAGGGAGAAUAAAGUCUUCAGAGGGGUUGCAAGAGAUGAAGACACAAGUGGGCGACUUGAUGAAGCCUACCCGUGGCGAUUUCAGCUGGCCCGAGCCAGCGCCGCUCAUCUUUCCGAAUUUCAAACGCAACACCAAGAGAGCCGAUGUUAAAGUCGAAGAGAAGAACGCCUGGGACAGAAUGGAAAAUUGGAUCAACGACCAUUUGGACAAGCGCGCUCAAGCCAGCUGGAUCAACGAGAAUAAGGAUCGGCCAGCGGUUAGCUUGAUGCCGGAGCAUAAUUUCAAGUCACGAUACGCUGAUCCAAAUCGUCAAGCAUCUAGCGGUGAUCUUGUGUCUUUGGUUACAGCAGGUCGUUGGAGACUUGCUUCAGAUGGAAAAGCAGAAUCCAGCAAAAAGCUAAAGAAGACGGCUAAUGAGGUCUGCAUUAAAGAGAAGGAUGACAAGAAGAGGAAAAAGAAGGACCAAAAGGAGAAGACGAAAGAAGGCCAAGAGAGAAACAUUCUAGAAGCAGAGGAAGAGUACAAGGUCGAUGGCGAGACAAGGCAGGCAGCAGACUGUCAGCAGAGGAACUUGGAGACCAUUGAUCUGAGAAGUCACAAAGAAGAAGGGGGCGCAAAUGAUAUUGGGAAAGUCGAUGAAACGAAUAUGAAAGACAAACAUGUGAAUGACGAGGUUGGAGAUGAUCAGGCAAUUGGUGGCGGGGCUUUUGGCCCCGCCAAAGAGGCGAAGAAGAAAGCAGGUUCUUCAAGCAAGUCUAGUGAUGUCUUCAAGGGUCUGUUCCAAAAGGACGUACUCUAUAUGGCCAUACUUGAAGUGCCACCCCAGAAAAGAUCGACUGAGGACUUGCUCUGUUAGUCUUAGCAAGGCAUUUCGAGCAAACCAACAGAAACCUCAAACUUUAGCGUUUCGAAUGGAGGGCAGAGAUGAGAUGGUCUGAUUGACCUUUUGAUUGCGCGCGCGAAUACUAGGCGCUGGCGGCUUCAGACCCUGUCAUCCGGUUCGAUAUUCCUACCAACAGUCACUUCCAUGCCGAACCGUUUUUGGGGCUGGCCUCGAUGUGGCCGGCGCAUCUGAAUGGAGGCCGUUCGUGAUUGGGAGACAGGAUUCAUUUGCUCCACACAGAUGCAUUUCAUGAGUUGGAGGUUGGAACCAACAGCCAUGUGAGACAUCUUGGGUCUGGCGGCUAAAGACAAUCGGAUUUAUCGUUGUCGGUAUGCAGAAAUUGACAUCGCCUGAACAUCUCAACGGCCAGGUGGACUAAUAUAAAUGGGCUCUAAAGGGCGUGCCUUCCUAUGUUAUUGCGCAAUAAGUGAUAAAUACAUCAUCUCGUUAUUGCCACACUCUGAC
Molecule: messenger RNA, 2498 nt
Organism: Colletotrichum godetiae
Lineage: Eukaryota; Fungi; Ascomycota; Sordariomycetes; Glomerellales; Glomerellaceae
Exons: 2
Coding region: 237-2006 (589 amino acids)
Source: RefSeq, a predicted model, not a curated record